Molecule: messenger RNA, 1668 nt
Organism: Suillus bovinus
Lineage: Eukaryota; Fungi; Basidiomycota; Agaricomycetes; Boletales; Suillaceae
Product: transmembrane amino acid transporter protein-domain-containing protein
Exons: 9
Coding region: 1-1668 (555 amino acids)
Biological process (GO): amino acid transmembrane transport
Cellular component (GO): vacuolar membrane
Molecular function (GO): amino acid transmembrane transporter activity
Source: RefSeq, a predicted model, not a curated record
AUGGCCUUCCAGCCUGCGGCAGCUGUCAAACCCGGCUUGGACCCUCAACCUUCUCUUUCAGAGAAGGAAGACCAGAUUCCGUAUAUUCCUGAGUACUAUGUUCCUGAUGGCGUUACGCCUAAUCUCGAGACAUAUAUGUACUACGCCAAGAUUCAACGUGAAAACGAGGUCCUAUCUGCAAGGAAUGAUGCUGAAACUACCCAUUGGGGUGGCCUGAUCUCCAGAACAUUCAGACGUUCCUCUGAUAACCGUUCCGUUGCAUCAGCCAUAGCUCCUUCCUCAGCAGAGGGGGGCGCCGAUCCAGUCACUCCAGGCGAGUACCGUGCAGCUUCUGGGGCUCUUAGGACGGCUACCUGGGGGAGCGUCUUCUAUCUUAUUACUACCGAUAUUUUGGGUCCUUACUCUACCCCGUAUGCAUUCCAACAAGUUGGUUAUGGUCCUGGUGUAGCCUGUUUCGUCGUCUUCGGCUUGUUCUUGAAACUCGACUCCCAAAGGUAUCCCGUCAAGUCUUUUGGAGAGCUGGGGCAACGUAUCUAUGGCCGUUGGUUCGGGCUUCUCUGUAACGUCUUGCAAAGUUUGCAGCUCGUGUUCAAUGUUGGGAUCAUUAUUCUUCAAAAUGGCCAAGGUCUUUCGCAGAUGGCAAAGUUCAAACUAUGCUUCAGCGUUUGUAACGUUGUCUGGACCUUGGCUGGAAUGUUUCUUGGUCAAAUUCGCACUCUUCAGAAGUUCGGCUCGAUCGCCAAUCUCGCUAUCUGGAUGAACAUCAUUGUCUUGAUAAUGACAAUGGCCUUUGUGGCUCACUCGCCACCCAACUAUAAUGCAGUACCAUAUUCUGGCCCUGUGAUAACCCAGGCAAUCAACUUACAGGCUUUCGAGAACCAGCUCAAUGGUAUCAUGCAGAUUGUGUUCUCAUACGGUGGAGCCAUGAUUUUUGUCGAGUUCAUGGCUGAAAUGCGGCGCCCAAUGGAUUUUUGGAAGGCUAUGGCGUAUGCCCAAAUCUUCAUCUUCGUUGUUUACAUGUUCUUCGGUCUUUUCGUCUACUCAUACCAAGGCCAAUAUGUCGUUAACCCGGCUAACCAAGGGAUUUCCACUUAUAGUUUACAGACUGCGACCAACGCCAUUUCUUUGACCGCUGGUCUCAUCGCCGCUGCAUUGUACGGCAACAUUGGUGUCAAAAUCAUUUACAACAACUUCUUCGUGGACAUAUUUGGUUUCCCCCAGCUGACUGCGACUCGGGGUAAAUACUAUUUCGCAAUUUCCGUCAUAGCAUAUUGGGCCGCUGCCUUCGUUAUUGGAUCUGCCAUCCCGCAAUUCAGCGCCCUCUCGGCGCUGGUUGCUGCCGUUUGCAUCUUCCAGUUUACAUACACCUUCCCGCCAUUUAUGAUUUUGGGUUACACCAUGCAAAUCGAUGCCGCAAAAGGCGACCGAGAAUUCGACAUCAACGACCCCUACGCCCACCGUGUUGAUACAUGGAGGAAUUUCUCGCGUUGGAGACGUGCAUUGUUGACUUGGGAUGUGUUCUUCAACCUGUGGAACUUCCUUCUCACGUUCGCAUGCUUGGCUUGCGCUACUCUGAGCGCUUACUCGGCCGUCACCACGAUCGUUACUGCGUUCGCGACCUCGAGUUCUUCGUCGUUUAGCUGCCAUUCGCCGUUGGACAACAGUUAA